Dromiciops gliroides (monito del monte) is the source of this 4121-nucleotide messenger RNA. RefSeq names its product protein phosphatase 6 regulatory subunit 1 (gene PPP6R1). NCBI's taxonomy places the organism in Eukaryota, Metazoa, Chordata, Mammalia, Microbiotheria, Microbiotheriidae. Gene Ontology annotation, molecular function: protein phosphatase binding; protein phosphatase regulator activity. Gene Ontology annotation, cellular component: cytosol; nucleus. Bases 889 to 3351 code for a protein of 820 amino acids. The transcript is spliced from 23 exons. The record is from RefSeq and is a predicted model, not a curated record.
UGCUGGGAACGCCUGCGCACUGCGUUCGUGGGCUGAGAGGGGUGGGCUGCGCCGCAUUGCGCUGGGUUCUUUGGUCCUCGCCACGGGGGAUUGUGGGAGACUGCAGGGGGAGCGGGCAGACUGGCUGCGGCAGACAGACGGACGGGUCGGCGGGCAGGCGAAAGCCGCCGGGACCGAGAGCGGACAGACCGCACGAAGCCUCGACGGAAGAGGAUAAGGACUCGGCCCGCCAGUCCGCCUGGGGCUUUCCGGGGCCCGCGGGAACGGGGGAGGGUCCGGGAGGGGCGUCCCGCUGAGGCUUCCUUUUAUAGGGCGCGAGGCUCUGACACCUCUGCAGCUAUCUCCCUCUUCCCCUCCCCCCUUCCGCGCCUGCGCGUGAGUCUAUUCGCCGACCCGCGGAGCUUUUCUAGAGCGGCUGCGUGAGAUCCCCUCCCCCCCUCCUAGCUUCAAGGCGCCUGCGCGCCAGCUCCCGCCCCUUCCCGCCCUCUGCGGCUUCUCUGCCGCGCCUGCGCGCCAGCCAUUUUGCUGCCGUCUCUCAGUUCUGCGCCCGAGCUUUGCCUGCAGAGGCUGCAGACAGAGACGCAGGGGCGGCCGAGGCGGACGCAGGAACCAGAGCGGAGCAGGCGCCGCGUUCCCGGCCCGGCCCCGGCCGCGAAGACCCGCACCUGCGAGAGGAGGAAAAGGAGUAGGGGGUGGGGUGGGUGAGAAGCCGCAGGAGUCUUUCCCUCCCCCCCCGCGCGCGGCCCCCCCCCCUCCCGCGGGCGGUUUAGGGCGCCUGCGCGGCCCGGGGUGCGCGCGCCCGCUGCCCCGCCCCGCCUUCUCCCGCGGCGCGCGACCCGAUGUGCCCGAGGCCGAAGCAGCCGUCGUCGCCCGCGCGCCCAGGGCGCCAUGUUCUGGAAGUUUGACCUGCACACCAGUUCGCACAUCGACACGCUGCUGCAGAGGGAUGACCUGGCCCUGGCCGAGCUUCUGGACGAGGAGGAUGUGCUGCAGGAGUGUAAGGUGCUGCACCCCAAGCUGCUGGACUUCCUGCUGCGCCCGGCCCACCUGCAGGCCCUUGUGGACUGGGUCACUCGGGAGCCCCCAGCCGCUGGCGACGAGCGUCUUCGCUACAAGUACCCCAGUGUGUCCUGUGAGAUCCUGACCUCAGACGUCCCCCAGAUCAAUGAUGCUCUCGGGGAGGACGAGGCCCUUCUGGGGCGCCUCUAUGGGUUCCUGCAGAACCGAGAUCCGCUCAACCCUCUGCUGGCCAGUUUCUUUAGCAAGGUCAUGGGUAUCCUGAUUAACCGAAAGACAGACCAGAUCGUGUCCUUUCUGCGGAAAAAGUCUGACUUUGUCUCCUUGUUACUCCAUCACAUUGGGACGUCGGCCAUCAUGGACCUGCUGCUGAGGCUGCUCACCUGCGUGGAGCAGCCGCCUCUGAGGCAGGAGGUCUUUCAUUGGCUGAAUGACGAGAGGAUUGUGGAGCGACUGGUCGACAUGAUCCACCCUGACCGAGAUGACUAUCAACACUCCAACGCGUCCCAAUCCCUGUGUGACAUCGUCCGUCUGAGCCGGGAACAGAUGCUUCAUCUCCAGGACAGGGAGCCCGAUCAGCUGCUGGCUACGCUGGAGAAGCAGGAGACCAUCGAGCAGCUGCUCAGCAACAUGUUCCAGGGCGCCCAGAAUGAGUCUGUGAUCGUCAAUGGCAUCCAGGUUAUAUUGACCCUGUUGGAACCUCGGAGGCCCAGGGCAGAACCGGGUGUGGGCAGCUUCUGCACCGUGGAUGGUCAGCUGGAGCUGGUGCCCCCGGGGGGCCCUGAGAGCCCCCCACCCAGCCAGGCCAACCUGGGGACGCUGAGAGCCCUGAGGCAGUGGCUUGCUCACUUCCACCAGCUGCUCCUGGAGCCCCCCACACAGGAGACUCUGCGCACGACCUGGGGCAGCCUGCAGCCCCCACUGGGCAACACACGGCUGCAUGUGGUGAAGCUCUUGGCCAGUGCCCUGAGCGCCAACAACGCAGCCCUGACGGGAGAGCUGCUGGGGAUGGACACGCUGAACGCCAUGCUGGACCUCUUCUUCACCUACGUCUUCAAUAACUUCCUGCACUCCCAAGUGGAGACGUGGGUGAGCAGCGUCCUGAGCGCCUCGGCGGCGGCUGGCGAGAACAGCAGAGAGGAUGGGCUGGAGUCCCCGGCACCAAAUCCUGCGGUCAGACAUUUGCUCCAGAAAUGCCGCCUGGUGGAGAGGAUUCUGGGCGCCUGGGAGGAGAACGACCGAGUGCAGUCGGAGGGCGGCCGCAGGAAGGGUUACAUGGGCCAUCUGACACGCAUCGCCAACGCCGUGGUGCGGAACUCUGAGAAGGGCCCCAAUGCCGCGCUCGUGGGGCAGCUGCUUCCAGAGCUACUGGGGGAGCAGCGGCAGCUGUGGGAGAAGUUUGUGUCGGGGCCUCUGUCCGAGACCAACCAGAAGAACACGGUGGACCUGGUCAGCCCCCACAACCUGCAUUCCUCCAGCGACGACGAGGACGAGCGCCUGAAGGGCUUUGGCUUUCCCCAGGAGGCCGCGCUGCAGCAGGUGCGGGCCUUCAUGGACUUCCAGAUGCAGCAGAUGACCUCGGCCUUCGUGGAGCACUUUGGUUUCAAUGAUGAAGAAUUUGGGGAACAGGAGGAGAACGUGAACGCCCCCUUCGACAAGACGGCCAGAAUCACCUUCUCCCUCAAUGCUGACGACGAGAGCCCCAACGCCAGUCUGUUUGAGCUCUGCUGCAAGGAGCGGCUCCAUCAGUUCGAUGAGGACGAGGAGGGCCUGGGGUCGGGAGGCUCUGAUGAAGAGGACGCCGUCUGGCAGGACGGCCGGCGGGGCCCGGCCCGGAGCGUGCGGAGUGGAGGCAGCACGGACAGUGAAGAGGGGGAGGAGGAGGAAGAGGAGGAAGAGGAAGAGGAAGUCAGUGGGACCAUGGGAGGGCUCGGCCCUCCCUCUUUUAACUUUUCCUGCCCAGAACUACCUGGGACACCUCCCCAGGGGCCCGGGAAGCAGAAUCCUCCUGACUCGGUGCCUCUCGGUGCCUCUGCGGACUCCUCUCCGGGUCCCCCAGGCUCCCCCGACGCCCCCUGCGGCCAUGCAGCCCAGAACGUCCACACGUCCCCAGACAGGGUGGAGGAGCCCACCCCACCCACGGCUACAGAAGCACCUCAGGAAUCGACAGAUGCCAAUGCACUAGCCUGCUACCGCCAAGCUGUCAGGCAGACCACAGCCACCCACAGUGAAUCACAAGAUCUUCCAAGACCCUCUGAAGGGGACAGUGACCUGCCGGUGCUGCCCAAUGGUCCUGCUCCAGGGGGGCCCCCUCCCUCUCCAAACACCAAAUAACCUGUCCUGUGGGGGGUCAUCAUCCUACAGACAACCGCUCCUGGCUGGCCUGUCCAUGUCAAUACCGCCACCCCGCUAUGUUGUGAAUCAGCACAUUCUCUUCCUUUCCACGACUAGGGUCUCGGUGCCCCCUUUUCUGUCCUUUCCCCUUGGAUCUUCCUGGAUUCUUGAGGAGAGUGGGUUGGCAAUAGAGACCCACACGUAGCUCUGUCCCCCCCAGCCUGGCGGGAAGCCGAAUGCAGGGAAUGGCGCGUGGGCAGGAAGAGGUCUGCCCGGAUCCCGACCUGCCCCUCUCCGCAGCCCUGUUUGCACUGAAAAAGUGGGGAGUGUUGACUCCUGAGAGAUGGAGUCCAACAGAUGCGUUAUCUCUUCUCUAGAUAGUGGAGUUGCAGUUAUAGCUGAGAAAGGGGUGAGGAAAUUUGGGGGAAUCCCACAAGAAAUAAGAUAGGUGUUCUGUGCCCACCACAACUCCAGAGGGCAGCCCAGGCCUUGGAGGUUUGAAGGUGGUCCCAGAGAAGAGAAGACUGUGCCUUGCUUUGUGGGACAGGGUGGCAAGCCGUCACUCUUCCCAGUCCCCCUGUUGUUUUGGGGGGGUGGGGGUGCUUUUCUUACUUUCCCUAAGGACCCCAGGGACUUCAGGAUGAGGGUAUGCUCCAAGUUUCUGGGGCUUUUGCCCUAGAUGCCAAGUGGCCUUGUUUCUCCUUGCCUAGCCUGUGUGUUAAGGCUAAGCUGUUUUCAUUUUCCUGACCUGAAUAAAGAUUUAAGAAGUU